Messenger RNA from Carya illinoinensis, 1223 nucleotides. Its product is annotated as calmodulin-binding protein 25-like. Gene Ontology annotation, biological process: response to osmotic stress. The record is from RefSeq and is a predicted model, not a curated record. NCBI's taxonomy places the organism in Eukaryota, Viridiplantae, Streptophyta, Magnoliopsida, Fagales, Juglandaceae. Gene Ontology annotation, molecular function: calmodulin binding. The transcript has a single exon. Bases 246 to 959 code for a protein of 237 amino acids. Gene Ontology annotation, cellular component: nucleus.
CAAUUUUCCUUCCCUCUCAUUUCCUUCCCCUCUACACCACCCGAAUCCCUCUUAAGAACUUUCGGCCACCGCCUUAUCUAUCCCUUCCUUCUUCCUCACAACCCACAUGCCGUAUAUGCGAAUCGGAUAGGCCGCCAUUUGGAAAAUGCUUUGAGCGUGCUUAAAGCCUCCUCUUUUAGGGCUCUGUUUCUACUCAUAGACAAAAACACUAACCCUGUGGCCUAGUAAACGUAAGGACUAUAGUUAUGGCGUCGUCUGAGAACUUGGCAAGUAUCGAACCUUGGGCCUUCCGUCCGGCCUUUGCGGAUUCGUGGAUGUCCGAAGCUUUUGCUCGUGACAACGACACCCUCACCAAGGCUCUCCAGAAAUCUUUCUGCGGUGCUAACUUGGACUUCCUGCAGACCGAUACCAUCUCUCCCUUCCUCAACCUCAUCAAGCCCGACACGGCGCCCACCACCCCUACCGUCUCAAGUCUCUCUGGCGGCUCCGAACCAGAAACGGUGGCCCCCCAGAAACGCCAGCGUAACUCGAUUCCGGCGGCACAGGCGGGAAAGGUUUCGAAACGGAAGUCUCGCGCUUCGAAGCGGUCCCAGACGACCUUCAUCACGGCGGAUCCGGCCAACUUCCGUCAGAUGGUACAGCAGGUGACCGGCGCGAGACUCGGAAACUCGCAGACGCCGGUGGUGCCGAUCCUGAAACCAGAACCCCAGAGACCCGGCAGCAGGUUGCCGGGGCCGGGAUGCCUACCGACCCUCGAUACGUCAGCUUUUUUGCUGGACCAUCACCAGCAGCAGGCGAUGCGACCCAACUCGGCUGCUGGAGCCGUAACUGGGGUUUCUAGUGCUGGCCAACUCUCUUUCGGGCCAAACAUGGGAUUAGCUGAUGGUAGCGGUAUUGGUGGCUUAGAUUUCGACACUUUUCCGAGCUUUCCCACUUUAGAGUCGUGGAAAGUUAUGUGAAACUUCCAGGAUUAAAUUUUUUUUCUUUGUUUUUUUUUGGGUUCAUCAGAUAUGAAUAUGUUCCUUUAAUGUCUCUUUUUGAUCUUUUGGGACCCAGGAGUACUGCUAGUGUAGCAUAUUGGGGGGUGGAUCUGUUUAUAAAUGUUAGGGGAGACCAUGUUUUGGAUAGCUCUGGUUUCUGUUGCAUAGUUUCUCCUUGUUGUCAGUGGUGUACCGGUGAUAUGGGAAUAUCAUGGAUGACUCAUGAUCUUGUUUAUUCCAAAA